CUUUUUUUGUUUAGCUAAUAAAAAAUCUUUAAAAAUUGAUAUGCCCAUCUCUCCAACAGGUCGACCCCACAAGUUGAAAGUGCCGUGACGUAAAAAAAUAAGUGUUUGAAAAAAAGGGAAUAUUUUAUAUGCAAAGGGACAAGUUACAUUAUACAAUAAUAACAAGUAAUCCAUAUUAGAAAGGGACAAGUUACAUUAUUCAAUCCAAUAAUUGAAAAUGAAAAUUGUUUACCUUGACAAGUCACAAGUUUGAGAGAAAGAAGAAGUCAAAGAAUUAGAAAAAAUUUGAUUAUCUUCACAAAUAUUUGUUGAGAUGAAUGUGUCUUUUCUAGUCAGUAAUUUAUUGUGUGGUUUCUGAGAAUAAAAAUAAAAAUUUAUGUAUCUACUUAUAUAACUAUAUGAACUGCUGAAAGUGUUGUCUCUAGAAAAAGUUGACUAGAAGGUUUGAAAGUACCAACAAGCAAUAAUAACUGAAAAUUGAUAUUGUUUCUUAUAUUCCCUCUCCCUCCAUAUAUACAUUGCAUUGCACUACUUCUCAGGGAAGUAAGAGUCAUUUGUUCAUUCAUGGGUUCUAUUGAUGAUGUUGAUCACAAUAUUCCUCAACUGGAAGAACAAGGCCUUCUUCAGGAUGAAACGACCGAACAAUACACAGGAGAUGGUUCGGUUGACUUUAGAGGGAAGCCUGCUAUUAAGCACAAUACUGGCAAUUGGAGAGCUUGUCCGUUUAUUCUAGGUAAUGAAUGUUGUGAACGUUUGGCUUUCUUUGGCAUUGCAACAAACCUUGUUACCUAUCUUACCACCAAACUACAUGAAGGAAAUGCCUCUGCUGCCAGAAAUGUCAGCAUCUGGCAAGGAACUUGUUAUCUUACACCUCUCAUCGGAGCUGUUCUGGCAGAUGGUUACUGGGGAAGAUACUGGACAAUCGCUGUUUUCUCUAUGAUUUAUUUCGUUGGAAUGUGUAUCUUGACUCUUUCUGCAUCUGUUCCAUCGUUGAAGCCAGCUGAGUGUUUGGGUUCGGUAUGUCCUCCGGCUAGUCCUAUGCAAUAUUAUGUGCUCUACUUUGGUCUCUAUGUAAUUGCACUAGGGACUGGCGGUGUAAAAGCAUGUGUGUCAUCUUUUGGGGCCGAUCAGUUUGAUGAUACUGAUCCCAAGGAAAAGGCCAAGAAGGCUUCCUUUUUCAACUGGUAUUACUUUUCUAUCUACCUAGGUGCCCUUGUGUCAUGUAGCUUCAUUGUGUGGGUUCAAGAUAAUGCAGGAUGGGGUCUUGGAUUUGGCAUUCCUGCUUUAUUUAUGGGGUUAUCCGUUGGAAGCUUCUUUUUAGGCGCCUCUCUCUACAGGUUUCAAAAACCAAGGGGUAGCCCUAUUACAAGAAUGUGCCAGGUUGUGUUAGCAUCUGUCCGGAAGCAUAAUUUGGUUGUGCCUGAGGAUAGUAGUCUCCUGUAUGAGAUGCCUGACAAGAAUUCCGGAGUUGAAAGAAGUCGCAAACUGAUGCAUCAUGAUGAUCUCAAUAUCCUCCCCAGCUUGAGAGUGCUUUCAACUACAACAGGGCUUCCUCUUCACGACCUUCUAAAACUCCUUUUUUCUUUUUUCUUUCUUUGUUUAAAUAAAGGUGGAGGAAUUGAAAAUCUUGAUUCGCAUGUUUCCAAUUUGGGCUUCAGGCAUUAUAUUUUCUGCUGUCUACGCCCAGAUGUCAACACUGUUUGUGGAGCAAGGAACUAUGAUGGACACUAAUAUUAGUUCCUUCAAAUUAUCCCCAGCUUCUCUCUCAACCUUUGAUGUAGUAAGUGUUGUUUUUUGGGUCCCCGUCUACGACAAGAUACUUGUUCCUAUUGCAAGGAAAUUUACAGGCAAGAAAAGCGGCCUUUCCGUUUUUCAAAGAAUGGGAAUUGGCCUUUUUAUUUCCGGGCUGUGCAUGUUAUCAGCUGCUGUUGUGGAGAUUAAGCGUUUGCAGCUUGCAAGAGAGCUUGACCUUGUUGAUAAACCCGUUGCCGUACCCUUUAGUGUAUUAUGGCAAAUACCUCAAUAUUUCUUAUUAGGCGCAUCAGAGGUAUUCACAUUCAUCGGCCAGCUUGAGUUCUUCUACGACGAAUCACCAGAUGCUAUGCGGACGUUAUGCGGUGCCCUUCCGCUCCUUAAUUUUUCAUUGGGGAAUUACUUGAGCUCUUUCAUUCUUACUAUGGUAACUUACUUUACUACACAAGGUGGGAGGCCUGGAUGGAUUCCAGAUAACUUGAACAACGGACAUCUUGAUUACUUUUUUCUGGUUCUAUCUGGACUUAGUUUAUUAAAUAUGUUGCUGUACAUAAUUGCUGCAAAAAUGUACAAGCAGAAGUAGGUUUCUUAAGAUUUUUCAAGCAUGUAUUGCUCUUAAGAGCGGAAGCAUGUUCCCAUAUUUCCUUCUUUCAUUGUGGAUAUUCUUCUGCAUGUUUAGUUUAGUAUGCAUAUGCUAAUUAUAAAUGGAGUUUGGGAAGGUGGAUAAUAUGGGUUUUUGGAGACCGAGUUAUGGAAUCAAACUUACCAUGUUGUAGAUAAUUAUUUUUAUGGGAGAAGAGCUAAGUGAGAAAUAUGCUUAGCGCUCUCAGCUGUGCAACUAUAGUAGAAGAUCAGCUAAACCUAUGGCAUUGAAAAGCAGAUUCUUUUGAGUAAAAUAAGCUUAUAAGCUCAUUCAAAUGCACGAUCAUCGAGCAGACAAGAAGCUAUUCAACAACUUAUGGUUCAGUUUAGCUCCUCAAAAACUCCAUGCUUUUAAUUAUUGAGAAGAGAAGUCUUGGCUGAUCAAACUGGUGUGUGUUUUGCAAGAGCGAAGUAGAAUUCACAGAUCAUUUAUUCUUUACUUGUAACGUGUCAUUGCAUUUGGAAAAAAUGUUAUUUGUAGUUGGGUCAGGUGUAAGCACAGUUACGCUACAUAAUGGUAGAAGAGUGUCUAAGGCGCGUCGAAGCAAAGAAAAUUCCCAUUCUGUACAACUGAAUGCAAUCGAACACAAAUUGAUGUAUAUGGAUAAGGGCACCCCUUUAUUGUACUCAUAUAUGUUAAUAUAUUUUCCUUAUCCAAAAA
Messenger RNA from Trifolium pratense (red clover), 3055 nucleotides. RefSeq names its product protein NRT1/ PTR FAMILY 8.3-like. Gene Ontology annotation, molecular function: transmembrane transporter activity. Gene Ontology annotation, cellular component: plant-type vacuole membrane. The record is from RefSeq and is a predicted model, not a curated record. The transcript has 6 exons. The coding region runs from base 565 to 1731 and encodes 388 amino acids. Gene Ontology annotation, biological process: oligopeptide transport; transmembrane transport. Lineage: Eukaryota; Viridiplantae; Streptophyta; Magnoliopsida; Fabales; Fabaceae.